Molecule: messenger RNA, 2467 nt
Organism: Onychostruthus taczanowskii (white-rumped snowfinch)
Lineage: Eukaryota; Metazoa; Chordata; Aves; Passeriformes; Passeridae
Gene: CPT1B
Product: carnitine palmitoyltransferase 1B
Exons: 17
Coding region: 151-2409 (752 amino acids)
Biological process (GO): carnitine metabolic process; fatty acid metabolic process
Cellular component (GO): mitochondrion
Molecular function (GO): carnitine O-palmitoyltransferase activity
Source: RefSeq, a predicted model, not a curated record
GGGUCCCCCCGGGUGUCGCGGUCCCCCCGGGGGCGGAGCGGCGCCGCCCGGCCCCUCCGGUGUCCGGUUACCGGCGGCCGCAGGAGCCGCCGUCCCGCGGAGCCGCGGCCCCCGCGCUGCCCACGCAGGUGUCACCGGCGGGUCCCCAGCAUGGCGGAAGCUCACCAGGCCGUGGCCUUCCAGUUCACGGUCACCCCCGAGGGCUUGGACUUCCACCUGAGCCGCGAGGCCGUGCGCCAGCUCUACCUGGCCGCCGUCCACUCAUGGAAAAAGCGCUUGGUCCGCGCCAAGAACAGCUUCCUGACCGGCGUGUACCCCGCGUCGCCCUCCAGCUGGAUGGUGGUGGUGAUGGCCACCGCCGGCUCCUGCUACUGCCAGGUGGAUCCGUCCCUGGGGCUCAUCGCCCGCAUCCAGCACUGGCUGCCCCGCGGCGAGGCGCUGACCCCCCAGGCGCAGGCCGUGGUCAGCACCGUGGUGUUCUCCACGGGGGCCUGGCUGGCGGCCGUGCUGCUCUUCCGGAGGCUGCUCCGCCUGAUGCUCUCCUACCACGGCUGGAUGUUCGAGCCCCACGGGCGCAUGAGCCGCAGAACCCGGCUCUGGAUCGCGCUGAUGAAGAUCAUGUCCAUCCGCAAGCCCCUCCUCUACAGCUUCCAGAGCUCCCUGCCCAAGCUCCCGGUGCCCCCCGUGAAAGCCACCGUCGCCCGGUACCUGGAGUCGGUGCGGCCGCUCCUGGAUGAUGACAAGUACCAGGAGAUGGCGGCGCUGGCCAAGGAGUUCCAGGAGAAGACGGCGCCGCGGCUGCAGCGGUACCUGCUCCUCAAGUCCUGGUGGACGACCAACUAUGUCAGUGACUGGUGGGAGGAGUACAUUUACCUGCGCGGCCGCAGCCCCCUCAUGGUCAACAGCAACUACUACGCCAUGGAUUUCCUGUACGUGAUCCCCAGCCCCAUCCAGGCGGCGCGGGCGGCCAACGUGGUGCACUCCCUCAUCCUCUACCGGCGGCGGCUGGACCGGGGCGAGAUUCCCCCGAUGAUGGCGCUGGGCGUGGUGCCCAUGUGCUCGUACCAGUCGGAGCGGAUGUUCAACACCACCCGCAUCCCGGGAAAGGAGAGCGACACGCUGCUGCACCUGGCGGACAGCAAACACCUGGCCGUGUACCACAAGGGCCGCUACUACAAGGUGUGGCUGUACUACGGGGGGCAGCUGCUGCCCCCCGCCGACCUGGAGAUGCAAUUCCAGAGGAUCCUGGAUGAUCCCUCGCCCCCCCAGCCCGGGGAGGAGCGGCUGGCGGCGCUCACCGCCGGGGAAAGGGUGCCGUGGGCCGAGGCGCGGGCGCGGUUCUUCAGCCGCGGCCCCAACAAGGCGGCGCUGGACGCCAUCGAGCGCGCCGCCUUCUUCCUGACGCUGGACGAGGACGAGCACGGCCACGAGCCCGCCCGGCCCGGCUGCAUGGACGCCUACGCCAAGUCCCUGCUGCACGGCCGCUGCUACGACCGGUGCGUGACCCCACUCCCUCCCCAACGCCCCCUGUCCCCCCCCCAGUUCAUGCUGGCCACGGACAAGUUCCAGCUGGGCUACACCGAGGGGGGGCACUGCAAGGGGGACCCCAGGCGGCAGCUGGCCCCCCCCCAGCGCCUGCAGUGGGACAUCCCCCCCGAGGGGGUGGCGGCCAUCGAGGCGUCGCUGCGGGUGGCGCGGGCGCUGGCCGAGGACGUGGAUUUCUGCUGCUUCCCGUUCUCCACCUUCGGCAAGGGGCUCAUCAAGCGCUGCCGCACCAGCCCCGACGCCUUCAUCCAGAUCGCCCUGCAGCUGGCACACUUCCGCGACAAGGGCUCCUUCUGCCUGACCUACGAGGCCUCCAUGACGCGGCUGUUCCGCGAGGGCCGCACCGAGACCGUGCGCUCCUGCACCUCCGAGUCCACGGCCUUCGUGCGCAGCAUGGCCGACAGCCGGCGCAGCCGCUCGGAGCGGCAGCAGCUGUUCAAGGCGGCGGCCGAGAAGCACCAGCAGCUCUACCGCCUCGCCAUGACCGGCGCGGGCAUCGACCGCCACCUCUUCUGCCUCUACCUGAUGUCCCGGUACCUCGGCAUGCAGAGCCCCUUCCUGGCCAAGGUGCUGUCGGAGCCCUGGCGCCUCUCCACCAGCCAGACCCCGCAGCAGCAGCUCAAGAUGUUCGACUUCGAGGAAUUCCCCGACCACGUCUCCAGCGGCGGCGGCUUCGGCCCCGUGGCAGACGAUGGUUAUGGGGUGUCCUACAUCAUCGCCGGGGAGAACCUCAUCACCUUCCACGUGUCCAGCAAGUUCUCCAGCCCCGAGACGGACUCGCAGCGUUUCGGCCGCAACAUCCGCCAGGCCAUGCUGGACAUCGCGGCGCUCUUCGACAAACCCCCCGCCGCGGCCGGGAAGUGACCGGGGGGGCCGGGGGUCGCUGCCCCGGACCUGCUCCCAAUAAAGGCUCUUGGUGUGA